AUGGCUAUUGCAGAAUCUGAAAGCGCCCAUCCGUGGAAGAAUUACCACCCAACUGUGUGGGGAGACUUCUUCAUAACCCAAGUCGUCCCUGCAGCUGAUGAGGUAGUGAACGACUGGAAUGAAGAAAUCAAAAUCUUGAAGUCGAAUAUAAAGAAGAAACUGUCGGAUCCAAUUAGCAAUGUGCUGGAAAGGUUGAGCCUCAUCGAUGCGGCGGAACGAUUAGGCGUUGGUUACCACUUUGAGAAAGAAAUAGAGCAAGACCUUGAACAAGUUUACGGAGACAAAAGUAUCUGGAGCUGUGAUGACGAUAACGACCUCAACACUGUUGCACUCCGUUUCAGGCUGCUGAGGCAACACGGUUAUAAAGCGUCAUGUGAUGUGUUCAACAAGUUCAGAUCUGAAGGAGAAGAAGAAGGGUUCAAGAAAGAGUUAACAGACGACAUUGAAGGCAUGUUGAACUUGUACGAAGCUGCGUACCUGAGGACACGGGAAGAAAGCAUAUUAGGGGAAGCCGUUGAGUUCACCACGGCGCACCUAAGAUCCAAAGUUGCAGAUUUGGAAACCCACGUCGCUGAAAGAGUCACCCGUGCUCUCGAGAGGCCUCUUCUCAAAGUCGCGCCGAUUGUUGAACACCUGUUUUUCGUCUCUUCCGCCUAUGAACAUCUCUCGGGCCACGACCCAGUCCUCCUCAGGCUCGCCAAGCUGAACUUCAACGUGUUGCAGCACAUGUAUCAGGCCGAACUGCGCCCCAUCACCGAGUGGUGGAUUAAGCUGGAUUCACCAACGAAGCUGCCUUACGCUCGAGACAAGCUCGUGGAGACCUACUUCUGGGGAUUAGGAUUGUAUUGGGAGCCCAAACACUACCUGGCCAGAUACUUCGCCACCAAGAUCACUCUCAUCGGGACGCUGGUGGACGACACAUUCGAUAUUCACGCCGGAUUACGGUUAAUUUUGUUGCUACUACAGGUGGAUACUAGCGCGAAAGGGCUGAAAGAUUACAUGAUUGUCCUUUUCGACGCACUGGCUGAUGUUCAUGAAGAAAUCGAGGCAGUCACUUCCAAGGAAGGAAGGCCAUGGGUUUUGGACUACAUGAAACGAGGGAUCAGUAAUGUCGCAAGGCUAUACCUGGAAGAAGAAAGGAGGUCCCAAUCCUACAAAGUCUACGCCACCAUCUGCGGCUUGGGUGACUCGGUCUCGAAGAGCGACUUCGAAUGGUUAGCUUCCUCGCCCGAAAUGCUGAUCAUUUCGAGCGAUAUAUGUCGCUUUCAGGACGACCUUGCCGACAACAUGAAAGAGCCGGACACCGCACAUUUUGCAUCAUCGCUGGAAUGUUACAUGAAGCAGUACGGCGCGUCGAGGCAGGAGGCGAUCGAUGGACUGAACAAGCUGAUUGAUGAGGACUGGAUGAUUAUGAACGAGGAGUUGUUGCUGAACAUUCCUUCUCACGUUUGUAAACGAGUUCCUAUUGUGAUCCUUAAUCUUGUGCGCUUUAUGGAUACAAACUACAAGGAUUAUGAUGGCUACACACACUCCAGCACCCGGACCAAGGAUAUUCUUGUAGCUCUUCUUCUUACUCCCAUGGUCGUGUAA
Molecule: messenger RNA, 1590 nt
Organism: Linum tenue
Lineage: Eukaryota; Viridiplantae; Streptophyta; Magnoliopsida; Malpighiales; Linaceae
Source: the annotation of a GenBank genome assembly